GUGAGCGCUGGGGCUGGAUGUGCGCCUGCGCGAGUGUGUCGCGCUAACUCAGAUUCGCGGCGCUCGCUCUACUCGAGGGGCUGCGGGACUCCGGGCGGCGAGAGGACUGCGGCGAGUCGGUGAGAGUCCAGGCUCCGUCACACUCGCCUCGCGGUGAGUCGGACACAGUAGCGCUUUCCUGACGCGUGUGAGCCCACUGUGCCGCCGCCGCCCGAGGUCACAGUGGGUGCCGCUGCCGGCGCGGCCCUCCCCCACCGCGGCUGAGAGCGCCCGCGGCCCCUCGAGGCGCGGUCCCCAGGGAGGAGCCCGCCGCCGGGUGGUGUUUGCUCCAAGGGGGAGCAAAGCCUUCUCCCCUUCCGGCUCCACUGAGUGUAACCGAGAGAGACGCGUUUGCCUACUGGGGCGAAGUCUUUAGAUAAAGUCUCGCUAAAUUGCUGCUAAAUUGGGCUCCAACCUGCGAUCAUCCUGCUUCAGCCUCCUAGAGUGCAGGGAUUACAGGCAUGUGCCAUCACAGCAGGCUAUACCUUUUAGACUGGUUUUUAAUGUGAAUAUUAUUGCCAAUCAAGAGACACUAAAAUAAGGUGAUCCUACAGAAGCUAACCUAACUGAAGAAAUAUUAUCAGUGUUUAUAGUUCACAUUGGAAGCAGAACCUAGAGACAAGAUUUUAUUUUAAGCAGUUUUGAUGACAGAAAAAAGACAGUCUUACAGUGUUGGGGAAGCAAUGGAGCAACUCACAGGACCUGAUAGACAAAAAUGGGCCAACAUGGACCCAGAAGAAAGAAUGUUAGCAGCUGCCACAGCUUUUGCCCAUAUCUGUGCAGGGCAGGGUGAGGGAGAUGUCAGGAGAGAGGCCCAAUCUAUCCAGUAUGAUCCCUACAGUAAAGCUUCAGUAGCCCCAGGGAAGCAACCUGCUCUUCCUGUGCAACUGCAGUACCCACAUGUAGAAAGCUCUGUCACUUCACAAACAGUCUCAGAGGCCUCUCAAAGACUCCGAAAGCCAGUGAUGAAGAGAAAGGUGCUGCGCAGAAAGCCAGAUGGGGAAGUAUUAGUGACAGAUGAGUCAAUUAUCAGUGAAUCAGAGUGUGGCACAGAAAGUGAUGCAGAUCUCUGGGACUUAAAACAAAGGCUGAUGAAUCUGCAGUUCCAGGAAGACAGGGAGUCCCCAGUGGAUAGUCUGCAAAAAUUUGAUCAGCCACAUGAAUACCAAGGGAUUUCACAAGAUCAGUUCAUUUGUUAUCUACGAGGAGAGGGAUCGGGCCCUCCAGCUUAUGAACAAGACCUGAUUGUUGCCAGCAGACCCAAGUCCUUUAUUCUUCCACGGCUGGACCAAUUAAGCCGAAAUCGGGGCAAGACAGACCGGGUAGCCCGAUAUUUUGAAUAUAAAAGGGACUGGGACUCAAUGCGGUUGCCUGGUGAAGAUCAUAGGAAGGAGGUACGGUGGAGUAUCCGAGAAAGGUUUCUUUCCCGACCAGAACCCCAGCCUAAGCCUCAACAUGUCUAUGUUCCAAACAAUUACAUAGUACCAACUGAGAAAAAAAGAUACGCCAUUCGUUGGGGUGUUCGUUGUGACCUUGCAAAUGGUGACAUGCCCAGGAAGCUUCCCUUCCCUUUUUCUUCUUAAGUCUUUUUAAAAAACCUGCCUCUCCUGCUACAGGAUUAGUUAGGAUAUCCUGGUUCUUCAUCCCUUUCCUUUUAAAUAAAAACAACUGCCUUAAAAAGUUCACAGAACAUUAUAUAGAAUAAGGACUUCACCCACCAUUAGUCUUCCCCUGCUGUGUAUCAUAUAACUAUCAGAUACAACUUAACUUCCAAAUUACCGCUCUCAAAUACAGAAAUUACAGGAAAAACUUACCUGGUCUUCCUCUGUUGUCAAAUUAGUAAGCACUGUUUUGUAUUUGACAGCUGCCUCACUUUGGGCCAAUGUGAGUACUGUGUUUUAAUGUGGUUUAAAGCUGGUGGGCAUUAAGUUUAUCUAUUAAAGAAUUUUGGAAACUCA
Chinchilla lanigera (long-tailed chinchilla) is the source of this 1997-nucleotide messenger RNA. It is a transcript of the gene Hyls1, whose product is annotated as hydrolethalus syndrome 1. Gene Ontology annotation, biological process: cilium assembly. The record is from RefSeq and is a predicted model, not a curated record. Gene Ontology annotation, cellular component: non-motile cilium; centriole. The transcript has 6 exons. Lineage: Eukaryota; Metazoa; Chordata; Mammalia; Rodentia; Chinchillidae. Bases 684 to 1622 code for a protein of 312 amino acids.